AUGCUCCACGAGAUCCUCCUCUCCCUCUCUGGCCAGCCGUCCCCCCUCUUCAGCCCUGCGCAAGAAAAAAAUGCGCUCGCUCAAAAUGAUCUCGCCCUUCUCUCACCUCCGGAGAAAGCCCUCCUCCGAUCUGUAGCCCAUUUAAGUCAAUUGCACGCGCAGCUCCGGGCACAUACGUCCCAAAUAUCUUCCGCACAUCGGUCCGUGAUUUGUCGCUCAGUGUCUACCGCUAUAGUCACAGCCCAUCUGGGCAAAUUCCAGAACAAGGUCCUCGAGGUGGAGAAAGCCGUUCUCGCCGAAGACAGCGGGUAUGUUGGUGGGUAUGGCAUUGUCCCGCUGUCGACUAUCGUGGGAGAGUUCGCACCCUGGACCCGCCGCCUGGAGUGGCUAUGGGAGGUUGUCAAGUUCAUACAACCCGAAACCAACCCCAACGAGCGACGGUACGGCUGUACGGGGGCGGCGCUUAUUGAUUACCUCCGUAUCGAGUCCCAAACCGGAUAUCUGGAUAUCAAAGAGAUGGCCGUGCAGCUCGCGACCGCGGCUGAAACGGCAUGGAUGAAGCAGUUGUCUAUGUGGCUCUUAUAUGGGAACCUGCCCAUGUAUGGCAAGGACGACUUUUUCAUCCAGGAAGAUCUCGAGGCCGAGAACGAUGACAUUAAAUUCAGUAUGCGUAUGGAUCUGCUCCCCAAAUUCGUGUCGGCACAAACGGCCGGGUCCAUUCUUUUCGUUGGAAAAUCGCUCAACCACAUUCGCGCAAAGAAGAAAACAUCAGGGGGGAUCUCUACUGCGCCGGUGACACUCUACCGGGAGCACAUAGAGCAACUUGCUGGGUUGAAAUCGCCCAUCUCAUCUUCCAAGCUUUCUACAGCCGUGGACUGGAUCCGCCUUUCAUUGUCCCAAUCAAAAUUGUCCAAGCUUCUGCCUCUUCCCAAAAUCCUCGAGAUGCUUACAUUGUUGCACGACUUCCUCCUUUUGGGACGAGGAGAAUUUGCCGUGGCGCUGGUAUCGCAUGCGGAUUCGCGUAUCGAAGAAAGCCGACGACGAGGUGCCCUCGCUCGAUCUCAAUCUGGAGGUCUCCAGGGUCUUUUCAUCACAGAAGGUGAUGUGAUGACUGCGCUGGCCCAGGCAUGGGCCGAGCUGUUCUCCCUACAAAACGAAGAAGACCCAGCCGACGAGGAGCUAGAGCUUGCUCGAGAGCUACUUCGAUUGUCGCUUAGCGACAAGAAAACCGGCCGUGCAACAACUCCGUCGCAGGGUUCGACAACCAUCCCUGAGAUAUCGAGUGUCUCCUUUGAAGAUAUCCUCUUUCCCACACCCACCUGUAUGACAGCCCAGGUCCAGGCCCCCCUGGACCUCUUCCUGUCGAGCUCCGAUAUUGUCAUCUACUCGAAGAUUCACUCGUACCUGCUGGGGAUCCGGCGUGCUCAAAUACGCCUCGGGGAUCUAUGGAAGAGAACAUCCCUCCGGAGGAAUCACCCUUCACCAUGGGGACCACCCCGAAGUAACAGUAUCUUUGGCCAGAACAAGCUGCAGGAGGGUCGAGAGAGAGACAAUACUCGCAUACGACAGAUGCGUCCGAUCUGGGCCACUGCCAGUGGCUGCUUAUUUGUCCUCUCGGAGAUUGGCAGCUUCUUCCAGGGUGAAGUUGUCCACGAAUCCUGGCAGCAUCUGCGAGAAUGGCUUCAUGGACCGGCACUCUCUACUGCCUCAGCACCUGGCUCUCGACCAGGAACUGCAUCAUCGUGGAAGCAGCACGGACCAUCCCGCGCUGCAUCUCCCGACCGUGUAUCCAGUCGACCGUCUUCCCACGCCGGUCCUCCCUCUAUGGGCCGACACGAUCCCGAAGCGCUGACCGUUGCUCACCGACGCUAUCUCUCCACCCUCGUUCAAUCCCUUUUCCUCACAGACAUCCCCUUCACCAGCGCCCUCCGCUCCCUUCUCACCAGCGUGGACCGCUUCGUCGCACUAGUCCUCCGCCUCGAAACCAUCCAGCGCAACAUGGACCUCGAGACGGACGAAGGCGUGGUCGACGCCCUCGUAGACUACGCCCAGGAAGAGCGCGAAGUUUGGCAGGACCUACGCACCACGCACGACGGCGUGAAAGCCGACAUGAAGGACCUCGUCGCGAGCCUGCGCGAGAUCGACGACCACCACUCGGGCGAGGGCCUAGGCCCUGCCACCCCAUUUGGCUUGGGCCAAGCGUGGCCGGGAACUCGAGCGGAAGGGAGCACUGGCCCCGGCUUCCGCCACUAUGUGCCGCGCCAACCAGCGGGUGUGGACCGGCUGCUGAUGAAGCUAGACUUUGGGAGUUUGCGCGGUACGACGAUGGCGCCAGGCUUGGCGGACCUGGCCUAG
Penicillium canariense is the source of this 2355-nucleotide messenger RNA. RefSeq lists its product as uncharacterized. Gene Ontology annotation, cellular component: gamma-tubulin complex; spindle pole; centrosome. The record is from RefSeq and is a predicted model, not a curated record. The transcript has a single exon. Gene Ontology annotation, biological process: mitotic cell cycle; spindle assembly; meiotic cell cycle. Gene Ontology annotation, molecular function: microtubule minus-end binding; gamma-tubulin binding. The coding region runs from base 1 to 2355 and encodes 784 amino acids. Lineage: Eukaryota; Fungi; Ascomycota; Eurotiomycetes; Eurotiales; Aspergillaceae.